ACUACAAAGAACUCUCGUCUUACAAAGUUGAAUACCAGUAAAUGAUAUAUCAACCCCACGGAAAAUCCCUAGUUAGUUGCAGUAGCAGUGCGUGAGUCAAAUCACUGGGGAAGACAUAUUACAGCCAAUGGGUUGUGAUAAUGGUGUUGUUUGCUCUAUAACCUGUUAGUUCAUAUGGCUUGCGACCAUGUUAUAUAGGCCUAAGGCCGAUACAAUAAGAAGACGCUGGCAGAAUAAUUCACACAUUUGUUUCUUCACAAAACCGGAGAGCAACCUCUGUUGGGUGAAGUGCACAAAGCGUAUUGCAUGUAACAAACAGUUACAUGACUUACAGCAUGGUCAGGAGGGGAUGUUGGUGUGGGUCCUGUUUCUGCUCUGUCAGGGGGUGGCACCUGCUCUGACACAAGACCUCUGCCAGCGCGAUGCUCCAAAUGGCUACAAAGUGCGCAUCAGCCUCAAAACUGCUUUGGGAGAGGAUGCUUAUGAAUGGAAUCAGAGUGAAAUGUUCUUUUUCCGAGCUACUAUGGCCUUUGCCAUGAGGAGGCACUUCCAAAUGGAAACAUACAAUGUCGACAACAUUAUCCUGUGUGUUCAGACUUCGAGGGUGUCCUUCUGGUUUGUGGUGACAUCACCAGACAAUGCCACCAUGCUUAUUCCUAAGGCAGAUGUGGAGAAAGCUGUGAGGAUGGCAAGGCAUCGCAUCAACAACGCCUUCCUCCUGUCAGAUAGGACCCUGGAGUUUCUGGGCAUCCACCCUACACUAGCAGCGCCAGUCAACCCUGACACCCCUCCCUGGCUCAUCGUGUUUGGAGUGGUCAUCGGUGCUGUGUGUGCUGGAAUCAUUGCCCUGCUCGUAUCCUCUCUGCUUCAAAAGAGACGGAAAGAGAAAGGGAUGACAGAGGAUGGGCAGGAUGAAGAGGACAUGCAGGUGAAAGGAGUGGAGAAUGGCAUCAACCUGGAUGGCACCUACAAUAGAGGAUUCACAGAUGAUGAUCGCUUUACAAAGCUGUAAGGGCUUUUCCGGUACAAUGCUGCCAAGUAAGCACUCCAAAGACACUUUUAUGCUCUGUGUCUAAAGUUUCAAACUGCAGCGGGUAUGAGAUUUGGUAAAACAGACUCUAGCCACUAGUUAAAUAAAUAAGUGAAAAGAACAGUAAGACAUUUCCCACUGGGCACAGACGUCAGUUCAACUAAUGUGAAUUCAAUGUGAAAACAAAAAA
Salvelinus namaycush (lake trout) is the source of this 1220-nucleotide messenger RNA. Its product is annotated as collectrin-like. Bases 188 to 1012 code for a protein of 274 amino acids. Lineage: Eukaryota; Metazoa; Chordata; Actinopteri; Salmoniformes; Salmonidae. The record is from RefSeq and is a predicted model, not a curated record. The transcript is spliced from 7 exons.